AUGAAACCGGCGCUGAUCUGGCUGCUUUCCUUGGCGGCGUUCGCUACUGCGAACUUAAGGGAGGAUCCAUGGAUAGAAGAAGGCUUGGAAAAGUCGUACAAUAAGGACCACAACAACCAUGAACGUAGAACGAGGGAAGCUGUCGAGGUACAUGAGGAACCGGUCCGAGUUAAGCGUUGUGACACGCCGCAAAGCGAUCAACUGUCGCCAAUCGCAUCUGAAUACGUUAGACGACCGCGACAGGUUCAUCAAUACGAAGUCCACGAAUUCCACGAGGAAGCCUCCCAACCCUCUGUGCCGUACGAAGAAAUGCUGGCGGCGAGUGCUGAACACUACCACAAAGUGUACGCGGCGCCGGGAGCCAAGUCAGGACGAUACCUGAACGCUGAUGUGAGUCGAAGUCACAAUACAUUGGGUGUCCAUGCUGUGCCGUCUCAAAACCCAGCUCAGUAUGUGUCCGCGCCAGGUCAACUAGGUCCUUCCCAUUCUCCUUUAAGUGUUGUUAACCCUGUUCACGCGUCUAACUUUGCCUCAAAUGUACUGCCGGGUGCUGCGUCUGUACCAUCAGCGAACGGACCGUCGCCGGUGAUUGUUCCCGCGCCGCAGCCGCAACUGUCCGAGGACCAGUUCCCGGCGGCUGGGCAUCAUCACCAGCAACAGAAGCAUCACGGGCAUCAUGCACACGUGCAAGGGGGCGGGCACGGUCAUCAAGGGCACCAUCAUUCGGAUCAUGGAGCGAAGACUACAAAAGGCUUCAAGACAGACCAGCACGUAGACAAAGGUGGUAAGGGCUUCAAGAAGGACGAAAACCACCGCAAGGAGUAUGAAGAGGCGGCGGGAAAGAAGACCAAGCACCACGAUCUCGCCGGCCACAAGGGUAAUCACGAAGAAGAAGCUCACGGACACAGGGGAUCCAAUUUUGAAGAAAAGAAGGGACACAAGAAAGGACAUAAAACUAAGGGAUACCACAACAAGUACCACAAGGACGAGUUCCACAAGGAGCACAAGUUCUACGACGACUACCACAAGAGUGGUGAGCACCACCGAUACGGCAAAUUCAAUGCCAAGCACGCCAGCAACGAGAGCGGCAAGAAGAAGGCGCACCACAUUAACGCAGGACACGAUUUUGUAGAACGCGGAAAGAAGGGAUACAGCAAUAAGGGUCAUGUCGACGCUGAUCACAAGGGAUACAAUGGCAAGAAAGGCCACGAAGAACACCACGAGAAUCAUUCGGAGUAUGGCAAAAAAGGUGGCAAAGAAGGAGGCUCACACUGGGGGCACGCUAAAAGGAAUUAA
Messenger RNA from Parnassius mnemosyne (clouded apollo), 1296 nucleotides. The record is from the annotation of a GenBank genome assembly. Lineage: Eukaryota; Metazoa; Arthropoda; Insecta; Lepidoptera; Papilionidae.